AUGAAGAAUAUCACUAUUUUAUCUUCGCUUUUGGUACUUUCAAUCGUAUCUGCUGCUGGAGUCUUUAGAGUUAACACUACUACUAAUCAAAUAGUAGAUGAGCAAGGAAGAGAACGUAUUUUCCACGGUCUUAAUGCUGUAGGUAAAGUCAAACCAUACAUUCCAUACAUAGAAGCUUUUGAACCAUGUAUGUCACUUUCUGAAGAAGAUUUUAAAUUCAUGAAGGAGUGGGGUUUAAAUGCUAUAAGACUUGGAACUAUGUGGCCAGGUGUUGAGCCUUCAAAAGGUAACUUCAAUGAAACUUACUUGACUCAAUUAAAAUGGAUAGUAGAUACUGCUGGUAAAUAUGGAAUUUACUCUUUGUUAGAUAUGCACUAAGAUAAUUUCAGCGAAAAGUUUUGUGGGGACGGUAUUCCUUUAUGGCUUAUUCCUGAAAAAGAGUAUAAUUAUUUCCCAUUGCCAAUUCCUAAAAAGAUUGAAUUCGACAAUGAAACUGGCAUACCCAUAGACUGCAGUAUAGCUACUGGUUGGGGUACUUAUUACUUCUCCUGGGACGUCGCAGAAGGAUUCGAAAAGCUCUACACAAAUUACGAAGGCAGACUUGAUUUGUUCGCUAGAUUUUGGGGAAAAAUAGCUCAAACCUUUAAAGGAAAUCCCUACGUUUUAGGUUAUGAAAUAAUUAAUGAACCUUUUGCAGGUAAUAUUUUUAAGAAUCCUCUAUUACUAGUUCCUGGAUAUGCUGAUAAAAAUCGUCUUUAAGCAGCUUAUGAGAGAGUAGCUUAAGAAAUUCGUAAAUACGAUGAAGAUCAUUUGAUUUUCUUUGAACCUGUCACUUGGGAUAAUAUGAUAUCUGUAGGCUUCACUCAAUCUCCUGGUGGAGAAAAGUACUCUGAAAAAUCAGUUCUUGCAUAUCACUACUACAAUCCUCCCGAUUUUGCUAUGGAUCUCUUCUUUAAUUAAAGAAUAAAAGAUAUCUAAAGACUGAACGUUGGAGGUUUCCUUUCUGAAUUCUAUGCAAAUUAUGGUCCUUAAUCAGAUGUUUUAAAAACUAUGGAUAUGUGUGAUAAACACAACUAAAGUUGGUUAGGAUGGCUUUAUAAAGGUUUCUACGGCUUUUGUGGUGGUUCUCCUUCUGACUAAAAUGGUGGUUUCUUUUACAAUAAUGGUACAGCUGUGUACGAGUAUGUACAUAACGUUGCCAGAACAUAUGCUACUGCAAUAGCUGGUAAAACAAUAAGUUCUUAUUUCAACUCUACAUCAGGUGAUUACACUUUAAAAUACAAUUUGUGCGUAGAAUGCGGUUAAACAGAAAUUAACUUCAACUCUGAACACUAUUAUCCAAAUGGUUUUACAGUUUCAAUUUCAGGAAAUGCUAAGUACGUUUCUAAAGAAGGGCAACUCAUUGUUACUCCUAAUUCUAACUCUAAAAAUAAUGAAUUAAUAACAGUAAAAAUGGUAGCUAACCAAUAAAACAGUUCACAAAGUGCUCUUUAAAUUUGA
Messenger RNA from Tetrahymena thermophila SB210, 1500 nucleotides. RefSeq names its product glycosyl hydrolase family cellulase. The record is from RefSeq and is a predicted model, not a curated record. The transcript is spliced from 3 exons. Lineage: Eukaryota; Ciliophora; Oligohymenophorea; Hymenostomatida; Tetrahymenidae. Gene Ontology annotation, molecular function: hydrolase activity, hydrolyzing O-glycosyl compounds.